CUUAUUUGUUCAUUGAAUCAUUGUGCAUAUGUAUCAAUUUAAUUAAAUAACUUCUCAAGUACAAAUAAAACGGCAAAAUGUCAACACUACAAGCAGAUAGCGAUGUGCACAUAACUUUCGAAGACCAACAAAAAAUCAACCGAUUUGCGAGGUUAAACGCCAAACUUGAAGAUCUAAAAUUUGAAAUCAAAGAGAAGGAGAAUGAUCUAAAAAAGUUGGAGGAUGCGUGCGACGAAAUAAUUCUUCUAGACGAAACAGAGAGGAUUCCUUACCUGGUAGGCGAAGUGUUUAUUUACCAGGACAUUGAGAAAACGCAAGCGUGUCUGGAGGAGUCGAAGAAUAAAACCGAAACAGAAAUUGCAGUUUUGAAAUCUAAAUCGUCCGAGAUUAAGGAGUGGAUGGGGGAUUUAAAGACUUACUUAUAUGGGAAAUUCGGUAGCAAUAUAAAUUUAGAAGCAGAUGAAGAAUAACGAUAAUGGGAUAUAAAUUGUGCGUGUUGGCAAAAUCAUCUAUAUUUCUGUGUUGCUUUCAUUAAUUCUUACCACCUCAUGAACGUUUAAUUACACAGGAUGUCUUGACUAAUAGCGUUUAAUUGUGAAUUAGGUUUUUACAGUGAUAAUUAUAUUUUGUUUCUUACUGCUA
Molecule: messenger RNA, 642 nt
Organism: Photinus pyralis (common eastern firefly)
Lineage: Eukaryota; Metazoa; Arthropoda; Insecta; Coleoptera; Lampyridae
Gene: Pfdn4
Product: probable prefoldin subunit 4
Exons: 3
Coding region: 78-470 (130 amino acids)
Biological process (GO): protein folding
Cellular component (GO): prefoldin complex; cytoplasm
Source: RefSeq, a predicted model, not a curated record